GCAAUCAGUGGUGCAGUGAUGGCUGAAUGCAGUGAUUGUAGUGAUUGUUGUUGUGAUCAUAAUUGCCAUCAUUUGAACCAAAUGAACACCAAAUCAAAGCCAAAGCACUCAAACAAUCAAAACAAGUCUUCGGCCAAUAGUUCCCAAAUCAGUGAUAAGAGUAUCAAAAAUGGUUUACUCCUCGAAGAGAUCGUAAACGAGAAGAAACUGAAUUUGAUGACAUCUCCAGUUGUCCUCCAAUUCAUCAGAGAUAACCACAAGAAGAUGAGUGCAAACAAAGGCACCAAUUAGUGUGACAUUGCCUUCAACUCAGCCAC
Messenger RNA from Oppiella nova, 317 nucleotides. NCBI's taxonomy places the organism in Eukaryota, Metazoa, Arthropoda, Arachnida, Sarcoptiformes, Oppiidae. The record is from the annotation of a GenBank genome assembly.